Messenger RNA from Prinia subflava (tawny-flanked prinia), 5274 nucleotides. It is a transcript of the gene DCDC2, whose product is annotated as doublecortin domain containing 2. Bases 430 to 2715 code for a protein of 761 amino acids. Gene Ontology annotation, cellular component: microtubule; axoneme; microtubule organizing center. The record is from RefSeq and is a predicted model, not a curated record. Gene Ontology annotation, biological process: cilium assembly; neuron migration; intracellular signal transduction. NCBI's taxonomy places the organism in Eukaryota, Metazoa, Chordata, Aves, Passeriformes, Cisticolidae. The transcript has 10 exons.
GAGACUAUCGGCGGGGAAAAUAGGUUGUUGAAGGAAUUCUAUUUGAAUUGAAGGCACUGCUGUUUAACUUUCUCUCAGGUUUUCCAGCUUCUUGUCCCCAGGGUGUGCCAGAGUGCGGUGGGGGCGCUGCGUCGCCUCGGCGCCUCCCCGCGCACGGCAGCUCCGCCGCCGGCCCCUUCCCUUGAGGGACCAGGCGGCGGCCGGGCAGAAGGGACUUCCCUCUCUCUCUCCUUCGGAUCCCAUUCCCUCUAAGCCACCGCUUAGCCACAGAGGCCCGUCUUCCCGUCUCCGGACACGCCGCCCCUCGGCCUCCUCGCCGCGGUGCAGGGCCGGGCAGGCUGCUGGCUCCAGCCUGGCUGCCCGGCGGGGAGGCCGAGCACACGCGGGGUGCAGUUUCCCGAGAAAAGCAGGGCGGUGCGGCCUCCCGUCAUGGCAGAGCCGGAGGAUAAAGGCCCCGGGGCCGCGGGUCCCCGCCAGUCCGUGUCCCUGCUGUGCUGUCACGCCGCUUUUUUCCACCUGGGUUGGCGUUCCCCGCACCAAGCUCCCCCCGGCGUCCGGAGCAGCGCGCUGGUUGCCUGGGAGGAGCCGCUGCUACAGGCUGCAGGGCUGUGCACAGGGUACAGAGCCGAGUACAGGCUGCAGGGCCGUGUACAAGGCGCAGAGCCGAGUACAGGCUGCAGGGCUGUGCACAGGGCACAGAGCCGAGUACAGGCUGCUACAGGCUGCAGGGCUGUGCACAGGGCACAGAGCCGAGUACAGGCUGCAGGGCUGUGCACAGGGCACAGAGCCGAGUACAGGCUGCAGGGCUGUGCACAGGGUACAGAGCCGAGUACAGGCUGCUACAGGCUGCAGGGCUGUGCACAGGGUACAGAGCCGAGUACAGGCUGCUACAGGCUGCAGGGCUGUGCACAGGGUACAGAGCCGAGUACAGGCUGCUACAGGCUGCAGGGCUGUGCACAGGGUACAGAGCCGAGUACAGGCUGCUACAGGCUGCAGGGCUGUGCACAGGGCGCAGAGCCGUGUCCGGGCUGCCGAGCCGAGCACAGGCUGCAGCGCUGUGCGCAGCCCCGGCGAGCCGCGGUCGCUCCCCGGGAGGUGUGCCCGUGUGCCCGGCGUGGGCGGUGUCAGGGCCAAGGGGUUCCCGGGCAGGAGCCUCUCCCGAGCAGACAGGUGCAGGCGGUCGGGCUGCGCAGGGCUCACGGAGCCGCCAGCAUGACUAGUCCUGGCACAAAGGCGUCGUGGCUCUCGCAGCCGACCGUGAAGAGCGUGCUGGUGUAUCGCAACGGGGACCCUUUCUUCCCGGGGCGUCGCAUUGUCAUCCACGAGAAGAAAGUGUCCAACUUUGAUGUGUUCCUGAAAGAGGUGACUGGCGGGGUGCAGGCGCCCUUUGGAGCUGUGCGAAACAUCUAUACACCCCGGGGUGGGCAUCGUGUCCGACAGCUGGAGGAGCUUCAGAGUGGGGAGCAGUACGUGGCUGGUGGCAGGGAGGCCUUCAAGAAGCUCAAUUAUUUGGACAUUGGAGAAACAAAGAAAAAACCUGUUGAAGUCAAUAAUGAGGUCAAGCCAGUUACUCACAGUAGGAUCACUGCAUCAGCCCGGUUUCGGAAGCCUCUCCAGGAGCCCUACACUAUUUUUCUGAUUGCUAAUGGAGACAUUAUUAGUCCUGCAGUGCGCCUCCUCAUUCCCAGGAAAACACUGAAUCACUGGGAUCAUAUUCUUGAAAUGGUUACAGGAAAAGUUACCCUCAGGAGUGGAGCUGUUCACAGACUCUACACUGUGGAUGGAAAACUUGUUCAGAAUGGGUCAGACUUGGAGAAUGGGCAAAUUUAUGUUGCGGUGGGUAGAGAAAAGUUUAAGAAAUUGCCAUAUGGUGAUCUGCUGUCCAAAUCUACAACAAGGAGGCCACAGGGUUCCAAAACCUCUGUACAACCUCCGACUGUGGGAUCUCAAAAGUCUAAAGGCAGUGGAAAUGAUGGGCAAUCUAAAUCUACCAUUGGAUCCAGUGACCAGGGAGAAAACAGUUCCUCACCUCAGCUUCCCAAAAGGAAAGACAAAAAAACCCAGAAGCCAGAGAAUUCUGUGUCCGGACAACACUUUUCUAACCACUCUACAAAAGUAAAACAGACAGUAAAAGCUUCCACAGGAGUCCUUCAAGAUAAUGAUGAAGAUAUUUACAAAGCCAGAAAAGAGGAGUCUGAAAUGUGGGAGGCAGUUGAAGUGCAGGAAGAUGAAGAUACUCUUGUGGAAGUUCCACUGGACCAGAGACCAGCAGAAACUGUAGAUGAAGAAGAGAAUGUAGAAGAGGAAAAUGACAGGGGAGAGGAGGCAUAUAAAGGAGAGGAAAAAUAUCCAGAAUUGAAUGGAGAGGAAACUGUGGAAACUGAUAAAGAAACAACUGAAGUGGAAGAAAACAAAAAGAAAUUAAAUGAAAAUUAUGAAGAUGAAACAAGAGAAACACAGAAUGUUGACCAAGCAGAGGAAAAGGAACUUAUCCAUUUAAAUGGCAAAAACAGUGAAGGAAAUGGUGAGGGAAUGGAGCAUUUGAACUACCAAGGUGAUCUUCAGCCUGAAGAAGAAAUAAAAGAGGAUGCUGGCAGUCAGAACCAGGUUGAUCCUGGUCUUGAAAAUACAUCCACAAAUCCAAGGGUGACAGUCACCAGCCCACAGGAGAGUGAAAAGAAUGACCAGAGCACUGACUGUGCGGCAGUUGCAUAAACAGGAAAAAUGUAAUGAGCAGAAAAUGAAAAAGGAUAACAUUUUAAAGCAUGUUAUUUUUUGUGAUUGGUAACUUAUAUUAGGAAGGCAGGUUGAGUAUCCAUGUAAUGAGUUGUGAGAUGAUGAUGCUCUAUGGACUGAUGAAAAACAAGCAUUCAUAUCUACGAGAAGAACAUAGAAUUAUUUUUACACAGUGAGAAUUUCUGAUAAGAUUUGAGAGGGGAAGUUCAAGAGUACUAUAUAAUAGUAUUAGAAAAAAAAAUGAACUGUUCUGUGGUAUGAGAUAUUUAGUAGCAAUAGAAUAACCACAAAAAUUACACUGUUCCAUGGAAAGGAAAAGAGAUCCACCCAGAUUCAAUGUCAAUACUUCUUUGUUGAUUUGUUCAGGAAAAGAAACUAUUUUUUACCCUUUAACUAGGACAUGUGUAGUUUUUCCUCUAAAAUUCCACAUGAUAGUUAUAAUUUUCAGGUAUAACAUCAAGAUAUAACUAGAAUAUGUUCCUCACUUAAAUGGAUUAAUGCCCACGGAAAAUGGUUUACUAUAAUGAGGAGCCAGUUCAAUGUUGCUAAAUAGUCCCUUUUCAGUAUAUUAAUUAGAAUUAUUAGGUUUUGCAUACAUAAACAGCAUUUAUUUAGCACUAUGAAAACAUGUGGACAGCCCACAAUACUGCAGCUUGCUUCCAUUUAAAACAGAAAAUUUUGCUGUUUGUCCUGCACUGAUUCACUAAAUGGUGAAUUAUUUUCAUUGUGAACAAAAAACAAAGGAAGAGUAUGCAGUAGAUUAGUUUUAAAAGUUGAAUUUGGAUGGAUUUGUCAUUCAGUCUAAGAGAAACUUAAUUUAUUAAGGAAGUAAAAAAAAGAACAUGCAAUUCAGGAUUCAGACUGAAAUUUCCAUGAAACCAUUGCUGCUGAUGGAACCAUUUUAAUAUGUGAGACAUCAGGAUGAGUCCACCAGCUUUCUGUAAAAGUCAGGAACAAUUAUUGCAUUUAUGAACCCUUUGCAUAGCCUUAAUGGUUGGAAGUGUGUCAUCAUCCUUUUGAGCAAGCUGUCUCCUGAUAGGCUGUGGCUUAAUAUGCAUUAGCAAACAAGGCAUUGAUCCACAGUAUUAGUUCUCUUAAUGACACUGAUUCCAUUGCUCUUAUCAUUUCUCUGUUAGUAAUGGGAAUAAUUUGUAGUUUGUUGAAAUACAGGCCUGAGCAUAAUUUUAUUAAUUAUACAAAAGAAAUAGUGGGUUUCCUUAUCGUUAAUGCUAGUAAAUUAUUACUACAAGAAACUUAAUGUCAUUUUUGUUGAUUUCAUGCCAUUAAGACAAGAAUUACAUUUAUGAACAAAUUGAACUUGAAGCGCUGUUUAAGGAAUGUGAAGAACCACUUGUCAUAACUGAAGCUCAAACAUCUUCCCUUCUUCUACUGGUUAUUAAGUAUAUUUUUCCAAUGUAAUAGAAAUAUAUGGAGAUCCUUCAGCAUAUUUCUGUGCUUUGGCAAUGUAAGUAUGAAAAACAUGUUAAAAAACAUAUGAACAGGGUUAGAACAGUUUGCCCUGUGGCAUCUCUGAAUUGUCUGUGAAACCUUCUGUCUACGAAACCUGUAGCUUCUGUUGAGCUGUCUGACAAAGACCAAAGGGAAUGGUACAUUUGUGAUCAGUUCAAAAUAAGCUACUAAUUUAGUCAAGUUCUUAAGCAAAGUGUACAGCUUCCUUUUUUUGUGAUGGCAGUUAAGCCUAAGCUCAAAUAUAUUUAAUUUCUCUGGGAUUUAAGAAGACAUUUAUAGUUAAGCAGAAGUAAAAACUGACCAACUCUUCCCCUGACAAGAAAACCCAAACCAAAACCAAAACAAACAAACAAACCAAAAAAACCCACCAACCUACCCUGAAACAGAAUGGAUAAAAAUAACUGUGGGUGAUAGUGAGGUAAAAUGGCACAGCUGCCUUUAUUGUUGGUUUCUGUUUAUAGUUUCUGAGUGUCAGCAGUUUCUGUCAAUUCUUUCCUUUCCCCAAAAGUUUGGUAUUUUUCAUCCUUAAGAGACUUACAGAUUUCAAUAAGAAUAACUUAAAGGAUUAAACUAAAUUCUAGGGAAAUGUAAUGUUAUCAUUUUCCUUCAUAGGAACAUGAAAUUCCCGUGAGUGUUACUCAACUUUGAAAAUGUUUCUGCCUCUGUUCUCUUGUAAGAAAAACAGGAUAUAUUUCUUCAGAAAAGCAAAACAGACUGUUUGGAAAUUGAGAUAUAACCAUUUUAUCAUUCACCUAGCAACACUGACAAUAUGAAUUUUGUAUCAGGUUAUUUUAUUUAGGGAAACUAGUUUAUGCCUAACAAAUAAUUCUAGUAGAAAUUAAACAAGAAUGAUACAGGUGGUCUUGCUAAUAGCUUUUCUGUCUUGAUCUGCUGUGUGUGAUGGCUUAACUCAUUUUUACCUGACAAAUACAUAGUUUUCUAAAGUUUAUGUGAUAUUAUUUUAUUAAGCUUAUGUGCAACAAUUCUGAGGGUUUUUUUAAGAAUUGUUUUCUUGUUUUGUUUUUGUUUUUAAAAAUAAUUUGCUAUUAAAGAGAACUAGUACAGCUA